ACACACCCUCAGAAAUUCUUUCAUGUAAAGAUGAAUACCAUACCGUAUUACGGCCCCGAUGACGUCAAAGUUUCUUUAAAGUAUGAAGAACUUGUUUCAGCUUUAGAACUGGCUCUGGCUGAUUUUUCAAAAGGACCGGAGGGAGGAGUGAGUCAACCGCUUAGAGCCACGGCCCAAGUCACACAGUUCAAUGGUUUCUUAGCAGCAAUGCCAGCAUAUGUGGAAUCCCGACACGCUCUUGCAUGUAAGCUAGUUACAUUUUAUCCAAAUAAUUCAGCCAAAAACAUGGAUACCCAUAUGGCAUCGAUACUGCUUUUUGACGAAACUUCUGGAAUGCCGAUUGCGAUAAUGGAUGGAGAAGUCAUAACCGCCAUGAGGACGGCAGCGGUUUCAGCAAUCGCCACCAAAUAUUUAGCAGACAAGAAAGAAGUGCUUGCUGUUCUCGGUUCGGGAGUUCAAGCAAGGGCUCAUAUUGAGGCGUUUGUCAAACUUUUCGCAAUCAAGAAGAUUAAUAUCUGGAAUCAUCGACCAAACGGUGCAGAACAACUCGCCAAACAUGUAAAUGCUUCGUUCGGAAUAGAAGUACAAGUAUUUGCUGACGUAGAAUCCUGUGUCGUGGAUGCGGAUGUUAUUGUCGCGGCCACAUUCUCCACUGAACCCAUUCUUAAAGAGUGUGCCAUGAAAUCUGCGGUUCAUAUCAAUUCCGUUGGAGCCCCACGUCCACAAUGGCAAGAACUGAGCAAAGAACUGAUGAACAAUUCCGUUGUUUACGUCGAUUCAGUCGUGUCCGCAACUCAAGAAUCGGGAGAUGUAAUUAAAUCAGGAGCGGAGAUUUAUGGAGAAAUCGGUCAAGUAGUGCUAGGAAAGGUAGAAGCCGAAAUUAGUAAACGUACAGUCUUUAAAUCACUAGGCCUAGCUCUCGAGGACGCUGUUGCUGCCCGUCUCGUUUUCGACAUGAUGGAGCAAAAGAAAAAAAUAUAACCAGCUACCACAAGCAUGUCACCAUUAUCAAAUGCAGAAAAUCCUUAAAAACAGUGCAAAUUUUUAUGGUGGUAUUUAUUAAACGUAAUCCAGAAGAGUACACAGAAAUGAGAGACCUACUGGUACACUGUUCUAGUACAUCACUAGUCUUGAACAAUAACAUAGUCGGGAUGCUUUUCUAGAACAAGCUCAGCUUGCUCUGCCACGACUUCGGUGACACAGCUGAAAACGUCGGAAGCGAAUGCAGCACCACGUUCAACACACAAACGAUGAUAUAUCCCUUGA
Molecule: messenger RNA, 1266 nt
Organism: Daphnia carinata
Lineage: Eukaryota; Metazoa; Arthropoda; Branchiopoda; Diplostraca; Daphniidae
Product: ketimine reductase mu-crystallin-like
Exons: 7
Coding region: 31-981 (316 amino acids)
Cellular component (GO): cytoplasm
Molecular function (GO): hormone binding
Source: RefSeq, a predicted model, not a curated record